This is a messenger RNA of Rhodofomes roseus, 621 nucleotides long. RefSeq lists its product as uncharacterized. NCBI's taxonomy places the organism in Eukaryota, Fungi, Basidiomycota, Agaricomycetes, Polyporales, Fomitopsidaceae. The transcript is spliced from 3 exons. The annotation marks the transcript as partial. The record is from RefSeq and is a predicted model, not a curated record.
UCAGGCACGUUCAUCUACCACAAUUACCGACAGGCGCUCAACAUCAUCACCGACGACGGUGAAGUCUUGGCGUCUCUAUCUGCGGAGCUGAGGGUCAGCCCUGCGGAUUUCGAGGAGUAUCUGAAGCAGGAGAGGGAGUACAUACAUAGCCGCAAGAACGAGCCACCUGAAGUCACUCGGAAGCUUGAAUACCUUGCUGCGCUGCAUCGCUUAGAGGAAGCAAGCUCAAAGCUGGUCACUGCCAACAACGAGCUACACAAGGUCGAGGCGAACAUCUCCGGGUAUACCACGAAAGAAGUCGCGCGUUUUCGAGGGAAUCGUACAAGAGCCGCCAAUCGUUACUUCGCCUCCGACGAUGACUGUCGGGCAUACGAGCGGGAAUUGCAGAUUGCCGAGCGGUGGUUACCUGGCAGCACUGAGUAUCAAGAAGUGUCCCAGCUCUGGACCCUGCGCGAGUAUCAAUGCUCACUUGAUGAACUCGAACGCCUUAUCGUCCAGCGAUUGUUCGAACUGACAAAGGCCGGAAUGAGCGGUACCGGUUAUAAGUUGCGCGAGAAGAUUUCUAAGGCGUUGAAGACGCGGGCCGAGGCAAUCAAGAAAGUGCUCAAGCGUUUGAACAUC